Messenger RNA from Penaeus vannamei (Pacific white shrimp), 621 nucleotides. NCBI's taxonomy places the organism in Eukaryota, Metazoa, Arthropoda, Malacostraca, Decapoda, Penaeidae. The record is from RefSeq and is a predicted model, not a curated record.
AUGGAACCGCUUAGAUAUGAAUGUUCUCAGUAUCCCAGUAGACUAAGGUGCCCAAGUAUUGCUCUUGUAUGCGAGGUUCUCAGGUGCCCACCGUCCAACUGCGUCCAGUACUACACGGGCGUCAGCGGUCAGGUCAUGUCCUACAAUUACGGCCUGACCGACGGACUCGAGCUGGCCAACCAGGACUACACCAUCUGCAUACGGACGGAGAGGAACUUCUGCGGGAUUCAGUACGAGGCUUGUGCAGACACCGGUAAUGAACACCAACCCCAAUCCUUCACCCUGUCCGGCCGCCCCACGAGCACCGCCGGGAGCCUCGCAGGAGCGACAUCCUGCACCAAGGACUGGCUGACGAUUCCCUGCGUGACAGACAGCGCCACCACGCCCGUCACCUCCUGUCAGGAUCGGCUCUGCGGGGACAGCUUCAACGUGGUGGAGUCCAGGACGGCGGGGAACGUGGUCGUCUACUCAUUUGUCUCAUUGAAUUUUAUUUUUCUUCCAGCCUACGUGAAGCCGUUUGUGCUGAUCUACCACACGGACGCGACAGAGGGGAGCGCCGUGCCCUCUGAGGAGAGCAAUAGGGGCUUCUGUCUGAAUUACGUGCAGCAGCCUUGUGUGUGA